CCGAUCAGCACCACUCUGCGCGCUCUGUUAGAGCCAGGAAUAGUCCUUAAACCGAGCUACGUUAACAGAGCUUACCUUGACACACAGACUUGACAGCCGCGAUUGGAUUGUCUGUUGUAAUUUUUUUGUUUUGAUUUGUGAUGCGAGUUAUUAAGAAUAAUUAACUAUGAUGUUUCUUUUUCUAGACCUCUGCCUCUGGGAGACACUUUUACGCAACAGUUGAUCGCAUAACUCGAUUCUGGAUUAAUCAGACGAUCCACUACGCUCGGGCUUUUUUGUUUUUCCCCCUCAACUCGACUUUCCAAAAAGGUUAACAUCGUAGGUAUGUAUUCACUCCUCUACGGACUGUUAUGUUUUUGUGCACUGGGGAGCAGACAGCCAGUGAGCGGCCAGCCGGACGAUGGAAAACGGUACAUUUGUCGGGCGAUACCCAUUAACGGUGACAGCAGUUGCCCGGUGACUUUGUUGCCCGAGCUGAGCGCCGGGAGCCAGGAAGAGGAGCUCAGAAAUACUGUCAUGCAGCUACGGGAGACAAUCCUUCAGCAAAAAGAAACUAUUUCGAAACAGAUAGGCACCAUCAACGAGUUAACCACCAAGCUGUCGCUUUGCGCUUCUGCUUCUGAUGACAUAAAGAACGAAAAGGGGGGUUCUUGGGGUAAAGAGAAGCAAAAUACAAUGGGUGAUGUUCCCAGAGAUCCCAAUGACACAAUCGACAGUCUGGGAAAGACCAUGCAGGGGCUCAAGGACCGGCUGGAAAACCUGGAGCAACAGCAAAUGCGGGCCAACCUUUCUGGGGCCUCAUUCCCCAGCGAGCUCCGCAAUCUGCUGCAGCGACGCCUUGGGGAGCUGGAGAAACAGCUCCUGAAGAAGGUCAGCAACCUGGAGGAGGAAAAGAGCAUGCUGUCCAACGCAACAGCUGCGUACAGGCAGAAGACAGAAAGCCAGCUGAAUGCUCUGGUGGAAAGGAUCAAUGAGCUGGAGAAAGGGGGAGGAGAUUUCAAGUCCCCAGAGCAGUUUAAGUUGUCCCUCCCCCAGCGUACCAACUACCUGUAUGGACGUAUCACCAAAAGCCUGCCAGAGAUGUACGCCUUCACACUGUGCAUGUGGAUCAAGUCAAGCGCCAGCCCUGGCGUAGGCACACCCUUCUCUUACGGUGUACCCGGGCAAGCCAAUGAGAUUGUUUUGAUCGAAUGGGGCAACAAUCCAAUUGAGUUGCUGAUCAAUGACAAGGUAGCUCAGCUGCCCUUGGAGGUGCGCGAUGGACGAUGGCAUCACAUCUGCAUCUCCUGGACCACACGGGAUGGCCAAUGGGAGGCUUAUCAAGAUGGAGAAAAGCUCGGAACUGGCGACAACCUGGCUGCAUGGCACCCCAUCAAACCUGGUGGAGUCAUCAUUCUGGGACAGGAGCAGGAUGUGGUGGGUGGGCGUUUCGAUGCUGGACAGGCCUUUGUGGGCGAGCUGAGUCAGGUGAAUAUUUGGGACCGUGUUUUGAAGUCGGCUGAGAUCCAGUCUAUGGCCAACUGCAGUUCUUACAUCCCUGGGAAUGUGAUCUCCUGGCUGGCAAGUAAUGUGGAAGUCUUUGGGAGGGGAGCAUCCAAACAGCCCUUGGAGAUGUGUCAGGAAAGGCUACCCAAUGCUUAAACACACUGUUUUUGUUGUUGUUGUUGUUGUUGUUUUUUUAAAUUUGUUGGUUUUCAUUAAUUCAGCAUCUUUAUUUGAUUGUCUGUUGAGUGUUUUCUUGGGCAUUGAGUUAUUCCAAGAAUUAAUAUUGUGGCGUGACCCUGCCUUGCACCUUUAACCUGGGAUCUUAUUAGCUAGAAAGUGGAAACACACCAAAGUGCAAAUUGUUGUUUAGAUGUUGCAUCAUUACUUGCUGGUUGUUUUCCUUUUGGGUGGCGCUCAGAUAGAGAUGCACCAACAUUUUUUUCCCACACUACCAAAAUUAACACUAUUUGUCAGUUCUUCCAAAAGCAGAGGGUUUCCUCGGGGUACUGUUGCAAAGUUAAAAAAUUCACCCUUUUUCUCAAAUACACCCAGAUAAGCUUAACCCAUAAAGACCCAAGCAUCCACCAAAACCAUCUACUGAUGUCAACUGUUUAGGUGUAAGGUUUAAGUUUAUUCAGUCAUCUUCCAUAAUACAGAACAAACAAUCACUGAGGUUGAUUUGAAGUCAACUGACUGAACAGGCUUAGGCAGAAGCUAAAUGUUUAUAUACACCUCGCCUACAUUCAAAUCAAUAUCAGUUUUAGGCACCAAACAGUACAUCAAAAAUCAUUAUUGCUCGUAUCCCUCGAAAAUAUCUUUAUAAACCAAUGUUUUGAAAACCAUUUGAAUUACACAUCUUUAAAUGUGUAUUUAUGUCAUUCCAUAAUUUAACUCUAAGAGUUUAAGACCUGUUGAUCCACUAAUCCUAUCAA
Messenger RNA from Sphaeramia orbicularis (orbiculate cardinalfish), 2417 nucleotides. RefSeq names its product neuronal pentraxin IIb (gene nptx2b). The record is from RefSeq and is a predicted model, not a curated record. Lineage: Eukaryota; Metazoa; Chordata; Actinopteri; Kurtiformes; Apogonidae. The coding region runs from base 325 to 1641 and encodes 438 amino acids. The transcript is spliced from 5 exons.